Messenger RNA from Euleptes europaea (tarantolino), 2713 nucleotides. RefSeq names its product valosin containing protein (gene VCP). Gene Ontology annotation, biological process: retrograde protein transport, ER to cytosol; mitotic spindle disassembly; autophagosome maturation. The transcript is spliced from 17 exons. Gene Ontology annotation, molecular function: polyubiquitin modification-dependent protein binding; ATP binding; ATP hydrolysis activity. Lineage: Eukaryota; Metazoa; Chordata; Lepidosauria; Squamata; Sphaerodactylidae. The coding region runs from base 1 to 2421 and encodes 806 amino acids. The record is from RefSeq and is a predicted model, not a curated record. Gene Ontology annotation, cellular component: cytosol; VCP-NPL4-UFD1 AAA ATPase complex; nucleus.
AUGGCCUCGGGAAGCGAUUCCAAAGCUGAUGACUUAUCAACUGCCAUUCUGAAGCAGAAGAACAGGCCCAAUCGGUUAAUUGUUGAUGAAGCAAUUAACGAGGACAACAGUGUUGUGUCACUGUCCCAGGCCAAAAUGGAUGAACUGCAGCUGUUCCGGGGAGACACAGUCCUGCUGAAAGGGAAGAAGAGGAGAGAGGCAGUGUGUAUCGUCCUGUCCGAUGACACCUGCUCCGAUGAAAAGAUCCGCAUGAACCGGGUCGUGCGCAACAACCUGAGGGUGCGCCUUGGAGAUGUGAUCAGCAUCCAGCCUUGUCCAGAUGUCAAGUACGGCAAACGCAUCCAUGUGCUGCCCAUUGAUGAUACAGUGGAAGGGAUCACAGGGAACCUGUUUGAGGUCUAUCUGAAGCCGUACUUCUUGGAAGCAUACAGACCAAUCCGAAAAGGUGACAUCUUCCUGGUGCGUGGAGGGAUGCGCGCUGUGGAGUUCAAAGUGGUGGAGACCGACCCCAGCCCUUACUGCAUAGUAGCUCCAGACACUGUCAUUCAUUGCGAGGGAGAGCCGAUCAAACGUGAGGAUGAAGAGGAGUCCCUGAAUGAAGUGGGCUAUGAUGAUAUUGGCGGCUGUCGCAAGCAGCUGGCUCAGAUUAAAGAGAUGGUGGAGCUUCCCCUCAGGCACCCCGCUCUCUUCAAGGCCAUUGGCGUGAAGCCUCCCCGUGGGAUCCUGCUGUACGGUCCGCCAGGUACAGGGAAGACCCUGAUUGCUCGAGCAGUUGCUAAUGAGACUGGGGCGUUCUUCUUCCUCAUUAAUGGUCCCGAAAUCAUGAGCAAGCUGGCGGGUGAGUCUGAGAGCAACCUGCGAAAGGCCUUCGAGGAAGCUGAGAAGAACGCUCCUGCCAUCAUCUUCAUCGAUGAGUUGGAUGCCAUUGCUCCAAAGAGAGAGAAGACGCAUGGCGAGGUAGAGCGGCGCAUUGUGUCUCAGUUGUUGACGCUGAUGGAUGGCCUGAAACAGCGAGCGCAUGUGAUUGUAAUGGCUGCCACUAACAGACCGAACAGCAUUGAUCCAGCGCUACGGCGAUUUGGUCGCUUUGACAGGGAGGUGGAUAUUGGCAUUCCUGACGCUACUGGUCGCCUGGAGAUCUUGCAGAUCCACACCAAGAACAUGAAGUUGGCUGAUGAUGUAGAUCUAGAGCAGGUGGCCAAUGAGACUCAUGGCCACGUUGGUGCAGAUUUGGCUGCCCUGUGCUCGGAGGCAGCCCUGCAGGCCAUCCGGAAGAAGAUGGACCUCAUUGACCUGGAGGAUGAGACCAUCGAUGCUGAAGUGAUGAACUCGCUGGCUGUGACCAUGGAUGACUUCAGGUGGGCCCUGAGCCAGAGCAACCCCUCAGCUUUACGUGAGACUGUUGUGGAGGUGCCACAGGUGACCUGGCAGGACAUUGGAGGCUUAGAAGACGUCAAGCGAGAACUCCAGGAGCUUGUACAGUAUCCAGUAGAGCAUCCUGACAAAUUCCUCAAGUUUGGCAUGACUCCCUCCAAAGGGGUGCUGUUCUAUGGGCCUCCUGGCUGCGGGAAGACGCUGCUAGCCAAAGCCAUUGCCAAUGAAUGCCAGGCCAACUUCAUCUCUAUCAAGGGCCCAGAGCUGCUGACUAUGUGGUUUGGAGAGUCAGAAGCCAACGUGCGCGAGAUUUUUGACAAGGCCCGCCAAGCAGCCCCCUGUGUGCUGUUCUUUGAUGAGCUGGACUCCAUUGCCAAGGCCCGCGGUGGGAACAUCGGAGAUGGCGGCGGUGCCGCAGACAGAGUCAUCAACCAGAUCCUGACAGAGAUGGACGGCAUGUCGACCAAGAAGAAUGUCUUCAUCAUUGGUGCCACCAACCGGCCGGACAUCAUCGACCCCGCCAUCCUGCGGCCUGGACGCCUCGACCAGCUGAUCUACAUUCCCCUGCCAGAUGAGAAAUCCCGCGUGGCCAUCCUCAAGGCCAACCUGCGGAAAUCACCUGUAGCAAAGGAUGUGGAUUUGGAUUUCCUGGCUAAAAUGACCAAUGGCUUCUCGGGAGCCGACCUCACAGAGAUUUGCCAGCGAGCCUGCAAGUUGGCCAUCCGGGAGGCGAUUGAGAGCGAGAUCAAGCGGGAACGAGAGAGGCAGACCAACCCUUCGGCCAUGGAAGUGGAAGAGGAUGACCCAGUGCCUGAGAUCCGGCGUGAUCACUUUGAGGAGGCCAUGCGCUUUGCCCGACGCUCAGUCAGCGACAACGAUAUCCGCAAAUACGAGAUGUUUGCACAGACUCUACAGCAGAGCCGGGGCUUCGGCAGCUUCAGAUUCCCAUCAGGUAACCAAGGUGGUGCUGGGCCAAGCCAAGGCACAGGAGGCAGCGGCGGUGGGAACGUUUACAGUGAAGACAACGACGACGAUCUCUAUGGUUAAAGUGCUGCCCCGGUGGACCAAACUCCAAACAGGCCACGUUGUACAGGGCAAUUCCAGUGGUCGGUGGACUCCCGGCUUCUUCAUUCCUCGGUCAGACCCAUGUAGCUGCACGUCAGGCUCUGUCUGCUGCACAUACAAGGCAGUUGGUUGGUUGGUUUGGAAGGCAGAGAGGCAGUUAAUGAGGAAGGGAACUGACUCAACUUCUGGGAAAUUUCUGUUCUAGUUUAUGGCAGAAUCAGCAGCUUUAGCAACGGGUACAACAGUAGCCUGUAAAAAAUAAUUUAAAAACCCA